Artibeus jamaicensis (Jamaican fruit-eating bat) is the source of this 2266-nucleotide messenger RNA. RefSeq names its product kelch domain containing 8A (gene KLHDC8A). The transcript has 6 exons. Lineage: Eukaryota; Metazoa; Chordata; Mammalia; Chiroptera; Phyllostomidae. The coding region runs from base 454 to 1506 and encodes 350 amino acids. Gene Ontology annotation, molecular function: protein binding. The record is from RefSeq and is a predicted model, not a curated record.
GGUGGGGAUGCAUGCGCCAGGCUGGCUAGCCGGCCUCCUCCCCCGCGGCAGCCCCUCUUCUUCCUGCUGUUCAUUUAUUCUCUUCCUCUGCAUAUCGAACAGCGAACAGCGGGGUGCGGACUGGGGAAGGACAGAGCGCUCGUCCCUUGUUCCCUGAGCCGCUGGGCUGGGGCUCCCGGCUCUCGGGUGAUGUGCUGUCUGCGCCUCGCGCCAAGCUGCUCCGCCAGGCUGGGGCCCAGCGUGGACGCCACGGGACUGCUGAGUCUUGAAAGACCGUGAAGCGCUGGCCGGCGUCGGGGCCCUUGCUGGACCACGGGAGUGGGAUGGAGGCGGCGAGAGGGGACGGGGAGUAGCCGGCGCCUUGGUUCCCCCACCACCGGUGGCUCCCACUUCUGUCACUGCCCUGGCGCUCCGCAGAGAGGGGGCGCGGCGGGAGGGGCCUCCGGGGCUGCCAUGGAGGUGCCCGAAGUCAAGGACUUCCAGUGGAAGCGCCUGGCGCCACUGCCCAGCCGCCGGGUGUACUGCGCCCUGCUGGAGACUGGGGGACAGGUCUAUGCCAUCGGGGGAUGCGAUGACAAUGGUGUCCCCAGGGACUGCUUUGAGGUCUACUCCCCCGAGGCCGACCAGUGGACCGCCCUGCCCCCGCUGCCCACAGCCCGGGCUGGGGUGGCCAUCACCGCUCUGGGGAAGAGGAUCAUGGUGAUUGGGGGUGUGGGCACUAAUCAGCUGCCUGUGAAGGUUGUGGAGAUGUACAACAUCGAUGAGGGCAAGUGGAAGAAGAGGAGCGUGCUGCGCGAGGCCGCCAUGGGCAUUUCUGUCACGGCCAAAGAUUACCGAGUGUACGCGGCAGGUGGGAUGGGCCUGGACCUCCGUCCACACAACCACCUUCAACACUAUGACAUGCUCAAGGACAUGUGGGUGUCGCUAGCACCCAUGCCCACCCCGAGAUAUGCUGCCACCUCUUUCCUUCAAGGUUCCAAGAUCUAUGUGCUGGGAGGACGACAGUCCAAGUACGCAGUCAAUGCCUUUGAGGUCUUUGACACUGAGACUCGCUCCUGGACCAAGUUCCCCAGCAUGCCCUGUAAGCGGGCCUUCUCCAGCUUUGUGACCCUGGAUGACCGCCUGUACAGCCUGGGAGGCCUGCGGCAGGGCCGGCUGUACCGACAGCCCAAGUUUCUCCGGACCAUGGACGUGUUUGACAUGGAACAGGGGGGGUGGUUGAAGAUGGAACGCUCCUUCUUCCUCAAGAAGCGGCGCGCAGACUUUGUGGCCGGCUCUCUGAGUGGACGGGUCAUAGUGGCUGGCGGCCUUGGGAACCAACCCACUGUCCUGGAGACUGCGGAGGCGUUCCACCCUGGGAAGAACAAAUGGGAGGUGCUCCCGGCCAUGCCCACGCCCCGCUGCGCCUGCUCCAGCGUCGUGGUCAAGAACUGCCUCCUGGCUGUGGGGGGUGUCAACCAGGGUCUGAGUGACGCGGUGGAAGCCCUGUGUGUCUUGGACUCCUAGCUGUACCCGGCCCAGUGCCUUUGCCCUGGACCUGAUCACCAGACUCCUGACGAGAGGAAUGCUGUUGUCCAGACGAUCUGGGCUACUUCCAGAUGCCACCUCCUAUCAGCAGCCAGUAGGGCCAGGCUCUGGGGCUCAAGUUGCCUCCCUCCAGCUCCUAACCCUCCCAAUACUAGGAAACCCUAAGAAGUCCCAGUGAUCACCAGCCCUGGGUUGGAGCUCAGCGGACUUCUGGGGAGAGUCCUCACUCUGCUCAAGCAGAGCAAUGCGCAACUAUCUGCUACCUGCCCUUCCGUGAGGCCCAUCGCUCAUCUCCAACAGAGUUCUGACCCGGAGGGUGAGCUGCUGCUUCUGUCCUUCCCCCAGGGCUCAGCUAGUUUGAGGAUCUCUUAGGAGGAAAAUGGAGAAGGGCUGCGGCUUCCCCAAUGCCCCCGCGCUCCCUUGGUCUACAUCCCCUUCCCGCUGGUGGUCAGUUCUCCCCUGGACCUCAUCUACUCAGCAAGAAUUGGCCGUUGAGCUAGGGACAGCUGAACUGGAAGGGAAGGAUUGAACCCACGCCUCUCCAGGGUCCUCCCGGGCCAGUGAUGCUGGGGAAGGAACAGACUGCAGCCCGUGCUCCACUCACUCCGCCCCUCCUCCUGCCGCCCCUUAUCCCACUAGCCCCAGAGUGUUUCUGCGUGAAACCUCAUUUACACUGUGGCAUCAAAAUCCACAGAGGACCGAUGAAUUGCACUCUGGUUAACAGCAGCAGCACAAGAAU